Molecule: messenger RNA, 1668 nt
Organism: Salpingoeca rosetta
Lineage: Eukaryota; Choanoflagellata; Craspedida; Salpingoecidae
Exons: 4
Coding region: 84-1472 (462 amino acids)
Source: RefSeq, a predicted model, not a curated record
CGCGGAAAUUGCAACAUUCGCAGCCAGUGGUUGUGGAAAUUUGGUGGAAGAUACUAGAGAAUUAUCGGUGGCAGUGGAAGGUUAUGGGUGGCCGUUGUUGGCGCUUGUCUGUUGCUGGCAUCAUGCUGAACAUGCUGGCUGCGGUGCUGUUGGUGGUGUGUGCUGUCGUGUUGGUGCGUGUGUCGCGUAUCCAUGUGGUUGACGACUGGAACGAGGAGCCUGUGCUCUCUGUUCUCAUCACAGGCGCAAAUGGCUAUGUCGCAUCUCACGUCAUCACUGUACUCGACAACCAGUGGCGCCAUGGAAAGCUGAGGCUGUGGGCAUCUGGGCUUCCCCCUCAAACAGUACUGACAAACCCUCAUCUGGACGUGCUUCGAGAGCGAUUGGAACUGAAGGAUGACAAAGGCAUCCAAGACGGCGUUCGCGCCUUUGACCCAGAUCUCAUCCUCCACUUUGCCGCCAUGAGCUCUACCUCUCUAUGCGCCAGCAAUCCAGACUUGGCAUGGAACAUCAACGCGGAAGGCACGCGUCGCCUUGCGCUCGCCCUCACAACAACACACAAAUCCACUACAGCACACCAACAACAACAGCAGCAGCAGCAGCAGCAUCCGCUGUUUGUGCUUAUAUCCACGGACUGGGUGUACGAUGGGACCGCGGCCAAUGUGCGUGAACACGCGCCCGCGCCUGGCUUUGGCGUGUACGGGCAGACCAAAGCGGCUGCGGAGGAGGCAACGAGCAGCGUGCUCGGUGAACACGCGCUCAUCCUGCGAAGUGCGCUUGUGUUUGGCCCACCCUCGCUUGUCGAUGCCCGGCGACGCUCCACGCUUGGCUGGAUGGCAGACGCGCUCCGUAACUAUGAACGCAUCACCGCUUACGAGGACGAGUACAGAACCCCGGUGUACGUCGGCGACAUUGCUCGCCUCAUGUUGCACAUCAUCAGAAGUACUGCAGCCGCACGCGCGCGCAUUGGUAGCGGUGAUGGUGGUGAUGGUGGUGCUGCCGGUGGUGGUGGUGAUGGUGGUGAUGUUGGUAGUAGCGGUGAUGGUGAUGAGAUGAGGAGGGGGGUGGCGGCACAUGUGCGCCGUGCGAAUCACCCGUGGUCGCACGUCUUCCAAGGGCUGGAUCGGCAAUUUGGGACAAGCACCGAGGGUGACACGAGGAGUGGGCGCCGUGCGCUUGUGUUCAAUAUGGGCGGUGCGGACCGGGUGUCCAGGUUUGAGUUUGCCAAGGUCGUGGCGCAUGUGCUGGGGCGCGGCGACUAUCUCAUCACGCCAGCAUCACUCGCCGCCAUGCAACAACAACAACAACAACAACAACAACAACAACAACAACAACAACAACAACAACAACAACAACGGCAGCAGCAGCGCCCGCCUGAUGUGAGCAUGGACAGCAGUGCGCUGUGGUCGGCUAUUGGCUUUGCACCGACGCCCCUCAAGCAGGCUGUGAUACAGAGUCUCGCUCAGGAGUGAUUGUCGCAGUGGCUGAUGCUUCUUGCUGUGGUUUUAAUUGAUGCGGAAUGGUUGAGAGUUUAUUGUGGAAACUCUUACAUUCCCCAUUUGAUGUGGAGAGUGCAUGGCCGAGAUGUACGUACUGGGUUAAGCAUUAUUGUUCAAAACACUCAAGAGUGGAAUAUGCUGUGCUAACUGACACGAUAAAAGAGAACGC